AUGACAGACUUCCUCACCUCCCCCUCACCUUCUCCCCCUCCCCUCUUCUACUGCGACUACAGCGACUGGUCCCCCUCCUUCUCCAUCAUCCCAUCCGUAUACCUGCUGGCAUUCCUGGUAGGUUGUCUCGGCAACGGCCUGGUGCUGUGGGCCUACGUGGACCGAGUCGAGAGGAAGGGAACGGGAGACAAUGCUGGAAUUGGAAAGCUCUGUUGUGCUGGCAUUUUCAGAACCAGUCAGCAGAAUAUUAACAGUGCUGGUAGAUUUCACCACGGGUCAUUUGCUCAGAAGAAGAAGGAAAACUGUGGGUAUCCCUCAGGACAAAGCUGCAGACCCUCCUCUCACUCCUCCUCCACCUCCUCCUCUUAUCCUCCCUCCAUCCCUCGUCCCUCACGCUCACUCACAGACUCUCUAAUAGCCAGCUUGGCAUUAGCUGACCUCUGCUUCCUUGUGACUCUCCCUCUGUGGGCAGUCUACACGGCGAUGGGCUACCACUGGCCUUUUGGGCGACCCCUCUGCCAAAUCAGCAGCUUCCUCACUGCUCUCAACAUGUAUGCCAGUGUGUUCAGCCUGAGCAUGCUCAGUGUGGAGCGGUACUGGGUUCUGACUGGACGCCGACACUCCAGCCACCAUGCCCCGCAGAGCUGCCCCAGCAGGGCUUUGUGGAUACUUGGAGGGGUGUGGGUGCUGGCGGGGGUGCUGGCCCUUCCUGGUCUUCUGCUGCGCUCCGUAAGGGAGGUGGAGAUGGACCCUGAAUCUGAGGAUGAUUGGCAGCUUGAGCCAAUUCACCCUACUGACUCUGGAUCAGUGUUCCUCUCCUGCCAGAUGGAUUACUCAAUGCUGAUUGGAGCAGAGCUGGAGGAGGCAGAUCGGGAGAGGGCAGAGAUGUGGUGGGCAGCCGCUUUGAGUCUUAAAUCAACUCUAAUAGGCUUCCUGCUUCCUCUUGUCAUCUUGCUGGUCUGCUACUGCUCACUGGCCCAGCUCCUCAACAGACAUUUUGGACGGGGCCCUCGUCCUGACCGCAAGCGCCAGCGAAGACUCCUCAGGGUCAUUGUCACUCUAGUGAUGGCCUUCUUCCUGUGCUGGCUGCCUCUGCAUGUUAAUAAGACUGUUUCCAUGCUGCUAGAGUUUGGUUUUGUCCCAUACUCCUGCUCUUUAGAUCAGAUUUUACUGGCUGCUCACCCGUACGUCACCUGUUUAGCCUAUCUCAACUCCUGCCUUAACCCUCUCCUGUAUGCUGCCUGCGACCCGUCAUUCAGGAAGAGAUGCAGAGGAGCUCUCCUCAUGUUGUGCAGGACGAGCAGGAGAGGAGGAGAGGGAGGGGUGGGAGAGAAAGAUGGAGGAGAGGAAGAAAGAGAGGAAAGGAGCUCUGCUUUUCCCACAAGAACGCAAGAGGAAACAGCAGAUAGGACAGAGGAGGAGAGGGUGGGGGAGGUGGGUGGGAUGAUUUCUGAGGCCACGUGA
Morone saxatilis (striped sea-bass) is the source of this 1464-nucleotide messenger RNA. RefSeq names its product apelin receptor 2 (gene aplnr2). The coding region runs from base 1 to 1464 and encodes 487 amino acids. The transcript has a single exon. The record is from RefSeq and is a predicted model, not a curated record. Gene Ontology annotation, cellular component: membrane. Gene Ontology annotation, biological process: immune response; G protein-coupled receptor signaling pathway. Lineage: Eukaryota; Metazoa; Chordata; Actinopteri; Moronidae. Gene Ontology annotation, molecular function: G protein-coupled receptor activity.